AUGCAUCUCAACACAACUUCUCCCCUCUACCAGCUGGGAUACCUUAUGAGCGAGUUUCACCUGCCCUCCGCUAAUUCUGUCCUGCCCGAGGCGGAGAAUCUCUCCAACGGUUCAGGGCUUGGGUCCGUGAUCCCACCCAACGAGGAGGAUCUGGAUGUGAACACGGACAUCUACUCCAAGGUGAUGGUGACCAUCAUCUACCUGGUGCUCUUCCUGCUGGGGACGGUGGGCAACUCCAUCACCGCUUACACCCUGGUGAGGAAGAAGUCCCUGCAGAAUCUCCAAAGCACCGUGCAUUAUCACCUGGCCAGCUUAGCCUUCUCCGAUCUGCUCAUCUUCCUCCUCUGCAUGCCCAUCGAACUCUACAACUUCAUCUGGGUCCAUCACCCCUGGGCUUUCGGCAACGACAUCUGCAAGUGCUACUACUUCUUGAGGGAUGCUUGCACCUACGCGACGUCUCUCAACAUCGCCAGCCUCAGCGUCGAGAGGUACAUGGCCAUCUGCCACCCUUUCAAAGCCAAGAGCAUCAUGUCCAGGAGCCGGACCAAAAAAUUCAUCAGUUGCAUCUGGGUGGCCUCUUUCCUGCUCGCCAUCCCGAUGAUCUUAAUCAUGGGCGAGGUCUACAGGAUGCCCCAAAAUCCCGACUCGCUGGUCUGCACCCAGAUUGUGGACGAUUCCACGCUGAAGGUUGCCAUUCAGGUCAAUGUCUUCAUCUCCUUCGUUUUCCCAAUGGCGGUUAUCUCCGUCCUCAACACCAUCAUAGCCAACCAACUUAUUAUCAUGUUCAAGCAAGCGGCCCAAGAACACCAAGUGUGCACGAUUGGAGGACAGCAGACCAUGCUCAGCAUGUCCAUGGAACCUGGCCGUGUUCAAACCUUGAAGCAUGGAGUUCGGGUUCUACGUGCCGUUGUGAUUGCCUUUGUGGUGUGCUGGCUUCCAUACCAUGUGCGGCGGCUUAUGUACUGCUACAUCUCAGAAGAUCAGUGGUCAGACCUCCUUUACGACUUCUACCACUAUUUCUACAUGCUGACGAACAUCCUCUUCUACGUCAGUUCGGCCAUCAACCCGGUCCUCUACAACCUGGUCUCCACCAACUUCCGCCAGAUCUUCUUCUCCACCUUCGUUUCCGUAUGCCUGCCGUGGCGAAAGAAGAAGAAGAGAACCAAGUUCAACAGAAAGUCCAACAGCCUCUCUAGUAACCAUACUUUUUCUAGCCAGGUCACCAGAGAAACUACCUAUUGA
Ahaetulla prasina is the source of this 1242-nucleotide messenger RNA. It is a transcript of the gene NTSR1, whose product is annotated as neurotensin receptor 1. The record is from RefSeq and is a predicted model, not a curated record. Gene Ontology annotation, biological process: neuropeptide signaling pathway. Gene Ontology annotation, cellular component: plasma membrane. Gene Ontology annotation, molecular function: G protein-coupled neurotensin receptor activity. The transcript has 4 exons. NCBI's taxonomy places the organism in Eukaryota, Metazoa, Chordata, Lepidosauria, Squamata, Colubridae. Bases 1 to 1242 code for a protein of 413 amino acids.